Mucor mucedo is the source of this 1193-nucleotide messenger RNA. RefSeq names its product S-adenosyl-L-methionine-dependent methyltransferase. NCBI's taxonomy places the organism in Eukaryota, Fungi, Mucoromycota, Mucoromycetes, Mucorales, Mucoraceae. The record is from RefSeq and is a predicted model, not a curated record. The transcript is spliced from 4 exons. The coding region runs from base 108 to 1004 and encodes 298 amino acids.
CCUGACACAAAGGUAUUUGCAGGAAAUUUUUUAACUCUCAGUGUACGACCAGACUAUAAAUUGGCUACGCGUUUGUGAAAGUUUUUUCUUUUCAAAAUUCAUACAUCAUGGCAAACAUUGAAAAGAUUAAAUUCGAGCAGAACCAGCCCUUGCUGACUUAUAUCGAGCAACUCCUUGAAGACAAGUUUUCAAUUUCUUCCAGUGACAGAGUGCUUAAAGUCAUCGAGAUUGGGUGUGGCUCUGGUGAUUUCACUUUAAUUUUAAAAGACAAGUUUAAAGAUAAAGUGCAAGUUACUGCCAUCGACCCUUCUGAAACAGAUCUUGCUGCUGCAAAGGAAAAGAACGUUGAUGCAUCUGUCGAUUUCCAACAAUCCGACAUCUUCAAGUUUUCAUCCACAACACGAUACGACCUCGUCUUGUUUACAAAGUCGCUUCAUCACUGUAUCCCUGUUGACCAAGCUGUCAAAAAUGCGUACAAUUUACUUUCGGACGAUGGCAUCUUUUUGGCCGAAGAAAUUUAUUUGGAUCGCAUGCAAACAAAGGAUACGCGUUGGUUUUUUGAUCGUUUGGAUUUGCUUUUAAAAACCGAAUGUAUGACCUCGUUGGAAGAAGCUGCUGCCAAGAAUCAACCUUCGUAUAAACCUAUGGUUGCAAAAUUAUUGAACUCCAGCUUGCCCAUCGAGGAGCGCUGGUUCCGACCUCACCAUCAUCAUCAUCACGGUGAGCAUCACCAUGGCGAGCAUAAGCACAGCGAACAUAAGCAUGCUGAGCAUAAGCACGCUGAGCACAAGCAUGAACAACACAACCACGAAGAAGGACACACGCACCAACACCAUCCUCAUCAAGAACACAAAGAGCAUGGAGAACACGAAAAAAAGGAUUAUCUUUCUGAGAUCGUUGGUUCUUCUGCUGUGAUUGAUGCCAUUACUGCCCAAUUUGGUCAACAAAACAUCACAUUGACCAAAGUCCCUUACUUUUACCAAUUCCUUGCCUUUUGCGGGUAAGUUUUAAAUGAUCAGACCUUUGUUAUUCUCUAUCACUUCUAACUGUUUUCAUAUCUAUUUAGCUUGAAAAAUAUUCCUGUUUUACAAGAAUUCUACAAACAAGAAGUACGGGCCGUGGAAUCCGGUAUUAUUGCUCCUCUCGGUAUUCACAUUGUCAGUCAUAAAUAAAUUUAAAAGUGAUUUUUAUUA